Malania oleifera is the source of this 1496-nucleotide messenger RNA. RefSeq names its product probable indole-3-pyruvate monooxygenase YUCCA4. The record is from RefSeq and is a predicted model, not a curated record. The transcript is spliced from 4 exons. Gene Ontology annotation, biological process: auxin biosynthetic process. Gene Ontology annotation, molecular function: flavin adenine dinucleotide binding; monooxygenase activity. Bases 6 to 1259 code for a protein of 417 amino acids. NCBI's taxonomy places the organism in Eukaryota, Viridiplantae, Streptophyta, Magnoliopsida, Santalales, Ximeniaceae.
CCAACAUGGGCUCUUGCAAGGAAGAAGAAGAGCAACGGCCACAACCACCAAAGCACUUGUGGGUUCACGGACCCAUCAUUGUGGGUGCAGGCCCUUCUGGCCUAGCCGUUGCUGCCUGCCUCUCAGAACAGGGAGUCCCCUCUGUCGUUCUUGAGAAAAGCGACUGCAUAGCUUCUCUCUGGCAACAAAGAACUUACGAUCGCCUUAAGCUUCACCUUCCCAGACACUUCUGUGAGCUGCCUCUAAUGGGUUUCCCUGAAGAUUUCCCCAAGUACCCCACCAAACACCAGUUCAUCUCUUACAUGAACUCUUAUGCUUCCUUCUUCUCCAUUGAGCCCAGGUUCAACCAGACUGUCCAGAGGGCCGAGUUUGAUCCCAGCUGUGGCUUCUGGAGGGUUCAAACUCAGGAUUCCGAGUACAUUUCCCGGUGGCUUAUCGUCGCCACCGGCGAGAAUGCCGAGCCGAUAAUUCCUGAAAUUCCCGGAGCAGAGAGGUUUCAAGGCUGCGUUGUUCAUACCAGUUCUUAUAAAUCUGGUUCUGAGUACAAGAACCAGAAGGUUUUGGUCGUCGGGUGUGGGAAUUCCGGCAUGGAAGUUAGCUUGGAUCUCUGUAGAAACAAUGCAAGCCCUCAUAUGGUCGUCAGAAACACUGUGCAUGUUCUGCCGAGAGAGAUGUUUGGGUUCUCCACAUUUGGAAUAGCCAUGGCUCUGCUCAAAUGGCUGCCUUCAAGACUAGUAGACAAGUUCCUCCUACUAAUGACUAACUUCAUCUUGGGCAACACAGACCGGCUGGGUCUCCGGCGACCGAAGACCGGCCCAAUGGAGCUCAAGAACGCCACCGGGAAGACACCGGUGCUCGACGUCGGAGCAUUCUCACAGAUAAAAUCCGGUAAAAUCAAGGUAAGCAAGCAGGCAACCAGGGUGAUGAAAGGUGUGAAGGAGAUAACAAGGAAUGGAGCUAGAUUUGUGGAUGGACAGGAAAAGGAGUUUGAUUCUAUAAUAUUCGCCAGUGGGUAUAAGAGCAAUGUUCCAAGUUGGCUGAAGGGGAGUGAUUUUUUCACGGAACAGGGGAUGCCAAAAGCACAAUUUCCUAAGAAUUGGAAAGGGGAGAAUGGGUUGUACACCGUGGGGUUCUCAAGAAGAGGCCUCCUGGGCACAGCUUCGGACGCCAUUAACAUUGCUAGGGACGUAGCUGAUCAGUGGAGAACAAUCAACGGCUGUAAAAACACUUGCAGUUCCCGUCUCAUCCCAAGAAGAUGAUCAUCAUUUUCAGAUAUAUAUUUAUAGUGGGAAUUUAGUUUUUCACAUCUGGAAAUUUAUUUCUUCACAUCUGGCUGCCUGGAUUUGUACUUCAGUUUCCCCUUUUCUUUCUUUUUUAUUUUUAUUUUAAAUUUUCCUCUGUAAAUUAACCAAUUUUGUAUGGGGUUUAACUUCUCCUGGUCAGUGGUCAUGUAUGUUCCUCUGCGAUGUAUAAAAAAUCCUUUAGGAAUAGGCAGG